AUGUAGCUAAUUACCGCAUAGCCGCCGAACCGUUGCUUCCCUUUGUCUACUUCUUUUAUACUCUUUUCUCUCUCCAAAAUUUCUGAUUUAAUCGCUUUCUUGGGAGGAGAAAUUCUCUCUCGGAUCGGAUCGGAUCGGAGAGGGAGUGGGGGAACCGAUGAAUCGGGUAGCGAGGGGAUCGCUGUCGGGAUGGAGGAAUAUUCCGGCGGGACGGGGGCAUGACCGGUGGAGGAGCUUGGGCGGAAAAGAGGAGGAUGAGAGCUUGCAACUGGAUCUGUUCUUGACGAGUAGCGGCGGCGCUCUGAUCGGAUCGGCCAAUGGAUCUGUUGGCCAGGACGAACAAGUUAAAUUGGAGAGACUGUCAAUUGGAUCGGCCAAGAUUGGGAGGAGCGGAAUGGAUGAUUUACUAAAUGCUGACAACGGCAAGCAUGAUUACGAUUGGCUUCUAACUCCUCCUGGAUCUCCACAUUGCCCUUCCUCUGAGGCUAUUAAGAAGCCACUUUCCUCAGUAGCACCUAAGCGUGGUUCCACUGUUAGAUCAGUUUCAACUACAAGAGCUACAAGGCUUCCUGCUUCUCAGUCUGAGAAUGGCCAUUCAACAAGGCCAGCCAGAAGUGGUUCAGUGACCCGGCCUUCCAUCUCUUCCACCAGUUUCUCUAAUACUAACAGAACAUCAGUCCUUAACACUAGCUCAGCCUCAGUCACCUCAAGGCCAUCAACCGCAGGGAGCCGAGCAGCUACACUCUCUACUGCAAGGCCAUCGAUUCCAACCUCACGUCCCAUUCCGACUCGUUCACCCACUCCAGUCAAAACUCGAGCAACCCCCAGCUCUCCAGGACUUAAAUCUGGACCUUCACACAGUUCUAGGCCAUCAACACCAACCUCCCGACCCCGAGUUCCCACUAAUUCUAUCUCAAAUUCAAAUUCUUCAGUAGCCCGCUUGAAUUCAAGACCAUCAACCCCCAGUCGCCAGUCUGUUGCACCAACAACAGCCCUGACCACAGGGCGCUCCCCCUCUGUCGGGCGGCUGUCAGCCAUUAAUGGCCGAAAUUCAGCACCUUCGUCACGCCCCAGCUCCCCCAGUCCACGGUCCCGAGCUCCAGUGCGCCCAGCUGAUCUCCCAGAUUUUCCACUUGAUACACCACCUAACCUUAGGACAAAAUUGCCUGAACGAUCAGCUUCUGCUGGCAGGAUGCGUCCGGGAGCAGCACUGACAGUUCGGUCAAAUUCAAGUUCAAACUCUGAGAUGGUGGCUUCUGUGAGUUCAAAUCGGAGGCUGUCUUUGCCCGUUGUCUCUCGGAGUAGGUUCCCAGAGAAUCCACCAAAGGUUUUAUCACAGAACAACGGACACCAGACCACACCACCUUCAAUCCGAAAAUCUGUGGUAUCAGAGGCUGGAACUCGUAAGCCUAUAAAGCCAGCUGCAAGCACAGAGAGUACUGGCUUUGGAAGGACAAUCUCAAAGAAGUCACUUGAUAUGGCUCUCAGGCACAUGGACAUUCGGCAAAGCCUGGGGGGCAUUCGGAGUGCUUCCCUCUUUCCUCAUAGCAUUCGCUCUGCUGCUCCAAAAGGCAGAGCUCGUAUGUCAGAACCCAUAGUUCCUCUGACAAGUGAUGAAGACUUUGUGGAGAAUGGCAAUUGUCAUGAAACAUUUUCUGGAGACUGCAACAGAUCUGUGUCAUAUAAUGGAGACAGUACAUCUAAGUCUCCAGACAGGGAAAGCAUUAUGACAAGGGAGAGUGUGGGUGAGUUAGAUCUCUAUGGUAGCUACCAGUAUGAUGCCAUGUUGCUGAAAGAGGACUCAAAGAACACAAAUUGGUUGCACGGUGUUGAGGAUAAGUCUGACCAAAGCCCCUUCGAUCAUCGAUUUGAGCCUCCCCCAGAACCUUUUGAUCCUCUAUGACGAUUCCCCUGUUGUUGUCUGUCUAAUAUUUGUAACAUUUGUUUUUUUUUUAUUAUUCUUGGUUAUGAUCUUCAUGUUUCUAGAAGAUGCUCUCUGGAUUGGAUGGUGUGUUGUUUUUUCUCCCGCUGAACCAAGAAAUACUGGAAGUUUGAUAAGUCUUUGAAUUGAUAAAACCCAUUCUACCAGCUAUAUGUCCAUGGAAUACAUGACUCUGGCCCCUACAGCUAAACCCUCAAGUUCUUGAAUCUACAGAUUUUAGGAUUCAAAUUCAGUUCUUAACGUGUAAUUGAUAAGAUGCUGGAAUUAGUCUUUGUAAACUUUAAUUGUUGACUGGUUUGAGACAGAAAAUUGAACUUGUUUAUCUUCUGGACGUAUGGAGA
Molecule: messenger RNA, 2283 nt
Organism: Elaeis guineensis (African oil palm)
Lineage: Eukaryota; Viridiplantae; Streptophyta; Magnoliopsida; Arecales; Arecaceae
Biological process (GO): cortical microtubule organization
Cellular component (GO): cortical microtubule
Source: RefSeq, a predicted model, not a curated record